This is a messenger RNA of Necator americanus (New World hookworm), 504 nucleotides long. RefSeq lists its product as uncharacterized. Lineage: Eukaryota; Metazoa; Nematoda; Chromadorea; Rhabditida; Ancylostomatidae. The record is from RefSeq and is a predicted model, not a curated record. Gene Ontology annotation, biological process: double-strand break repair via homologous recombination. Bases 1 to 504 code for a protein of 167 amino acids. Gene Ontology annotation, cellular component: cytoplasm; chromosome. Gene Ontology annotation, molecular function: 3'-5' DNA helicase activity; ATP binding; nucleic acid binding. The transcript has 4 exons.
AUGCCUGAUAAUCCUUCUAAUGGGUUCACAAAUCGUGAGUCUAUGGAAUUAGCCGAUAUCAUUGAAGAGAUCGAGUGUAAUCGACGUAAAAUCACCGAACUCAUCGAACGGAAUGAAGAACUUGAACAACGAAAGGCCGAGAUUGAAUUUGCUCUAGAGAUUAGACAUGCUGAGAAAGCUGAAAAAAUUGCUGCUACAAAGUUUGACGGGACAUUUCCAUGGAGUGACGAAGUGGACACCAUUCUGAAGAAGGUUUUUCGUCUGUCCUCAUUUCGUCCUCUCCAAAAGGAAGUGAUUAAUGCGAUUAUGUCAAAUCUCGACACACUCGUGGUUAUGAGCACAGGAGCUGGCAAAAGUUUAUGCUAUCAACUUCCAGCAGUUGCUAUGAAAGAGAACAAAGUGUCAGCUCACCUGAAAUUCCUGAAGGUCAUGAAUAACAUCAUCGUAGACGGCGUUGAUAUCUUGGACAACCAUAAACAGAAAUAUAAGACAUCCGACUUAUAA